Hylaeus volcanicus is the source of this 3073-nucleotide messenger RNA. RefSeq names its product cuticlin-4 (gene dyl). The transcript has 6 exons. Bases 1166 to 3070 code for a protein of 634 amino acids. Lineage: Eukaryota; Metazoa; Arthropoda; Insecta; Hymenoptera; Colletidae. The record is from RefSeq and is a predicted model, not a curated record.
GUUUAUCGCUAUGUAGUUUUGCUGUGUAAUAAAUAUAGUCUCAACGUACGGGCACGCUGUGCGCUCGUCUUCACAAACUAAGGGGCCCACCCUUUUUAACAAGAGUGCACAGUUUUGCUCUGGGGCCCGCGAUGCUGUUAAAACGCCCCUGGCUAUUGAAUUUUCUCAAUAUUUGACAGGAUAAAUGUCGUAAAAAUUAAGAAUUCAUUGAGUAAGUCGCAUCCUUUGGAUGGGGUACUCGGACGUUCCGCCAGGAUUGUAAUUAGCAUUGCAAUUAUCGUCAAAAAUCGAAUGAGUCUGCUGACCACCGCUGACUAUCGCUAACCACCUCUGUACCGAUAAAGAAACCCGUCAAGUUUCGAAACCACUAAUCGCCUCCAAUUUACGACGUCCACAUGCCACGGGUAACCCCGGGAUCGAAACGAGCUCAUCAAAAGUUUCGGCGCAUUCCCCGAAGAACAACGACCACCGAAAUAAACGCUCUCUCUCCCCCUCUCUCUCUCUCUCUCCCUCCACCCUGUUCCCUAUUUAAUGAUUCUCGCGCCUCGCUCGAAGCGUCUUUCACCUGUGCACGGGCAGCAUCGUUCGGGGGGAUAAAGGAAACCACGAAGUCCGAGGAAGAGAGCAAGGGACGCGAUUAUGAGGAAAAAGAAGGAAUGGAAACGGUGGCAGAGAGCGGUCGACCGAAGGGUGGGGGUACCGCGAGCACGGUGGGCCUGUUUGGGACUUGACGCAGGCGGAAGGAGCAGGAGGAGGGGGCGAGCGUAGACCAGGAACGAUCGAGAUCGUCAGUAGGUCACUGGGACGUGGCUCGUGGCCGAGACGAGCGUGGAUUGCGCCUUCAGUCAGUCCCCGUUGGCCAAGGUAGCCACCUCUGGGCCCGUCCAGUCGCGGCAGACAGCCAGAGUUCCCCUUUUUCCUUUUUUUUUUUUUUCACUUCCACGGGAAAAGGAAGCACCGCUCGCGCUCGGGCCCGAUGACGAACAACUGACGCCGCGAGUCACGGGGUUAUUUCGUGUGACCGACGACGUGCUCCAGUGGGGGGCGAAGAGGGACCAGCACGAGAAUUUCGAAGAUAUUCGGAGGAUCUUCUAGGUGACAGUGCUUCGACACCGAGGACACGAUCGAGGUGCAUCGAUCUCUUCGCUUCCGAGAGGACAUACGCAUGAUGGAGUGGACGUGGUGGAGUAUACGGAAGACAGCUUUAAUUUUGUUGCUGCCUUUGCUAUUGGCUAGAGUAAAAUGCGACGCCCCAUUGGUCGACAGCAGCGCGCUGCCGUUGGAGCACAGGUCCGUUUACGGGGCCCCGGCACAGUACGGUCCCCCAGUGACGCACGGUGCCGAGGAGAACUGGCCCCUGGCGUCUCCUGACACACCCCAAAUAAAACACCUGCAGGUCCAAUGCGAGAAGACGCACAUGCGCGUCAACAUCGAGUUCGAUCGACCGUUCUACGGUAUGAUCUUCAGCAAGGGCUUCUACUCGGACUCUCACUGCGUUCACUUAAAGCCGGGUACGGGCCACCUGAGCGCAACUUUCGAGAUCUUCCUGAACUCCUGCGGGAUGAGCUCCUCGGCUAACCACAACGUGGCGGCCUACGGGGCGCCCACGCCGUCGGGAAGCUACGUGGAGAACACCAUAAUCGUUCAGUACGAUCCCUACGUGCAGGAAGUGUGGGACCAGGCGAGGAAGCUGCGUUGCACCUGGUACGACUUCUACGAGAAGGCCGUGACCUUCAGGCCGUUCCAAGUAGACAUGCUGCACGCCGUCACGGCGAACUUCCUGGGCGACAAUCUCCAAUGUUGGAUGCAGAUACAGGUCGGCAAGGGACCGUGGGCCAGCGAGGUGUCCGGCAUCGUGAAGAUCGGACAGACCAUGACGAUGGUCUUGGCCAUCAAGGACGACGAGAAUAAAUUCGACAUGUUGGUGAGGAACUGUGUGGCUCACGAUGGCAAGAGGGCGCCUAUUCAGCUGGUGGACCAGUAUGGCUGCGUCGUCAGGCCCAAGAUUAUGUCCAGGUUCCAAAAGAUAAAGAACUUCGGACCAAGCGCCUCAGUCGUCAGCUUCGCCUACUUCCAAGCUUUCAAGUUCCCAGACAGUAUGAACGUCCACUUCCAGUGCGUCAUACAAGUCUGUCGCUACAACUGUCCAGAGCCUAAAUGUGGACACCCCGGUUUGGAGUACGGCGCUCCCGCCAACGGUUUAUCUCAGGAAUACGCAGCAGCGGUGCAUCAGAGCCUUGGCUCGGAAUAUGGGGCGCCUCCGGUACCGGAGUACGGCGUACCACCGGCGUUUGCCGAUCCCAGACACCCCAGCGGACCUGCUGGAGCGUACAGCGAACCGAACGCAGACGUGGUGCCGGCGCCGCAAGCGCAAACCUCAUCCUCCUCGCCCAGUUCGACGCCUGGUGACGCGACGGCCAGCAGCUCGCCGCAAAGUCCACAGGAUAACAUUCACCUACCUCCACCCCCUCUUCCUGGUCACCCAGCGGCUGCCUACCAGACCGUGAAGAGAAAGGGAACCGCCGGUUCCGAGGAGCUCGAGGGCAACCUGGCCACCCUCGGGGGUCGGCCGAGGUCGGUAGAAGGUUUUCCAGCCGAGCUUAGGGGUGCCAGGAGGCGAAGGUCCGACGACCUCGAUCAUCUGGAAGAUGACGAUUCCAGUAUCUACCGAACCGUCACCUUGGUCUCGACCCACGUGUACAAGCGAGCAGCCCAAGAGAUGACGGACGUGAACACCUCGAGGACGAUUCAGGUGGUUGCUCCAGGCGACGUGAACUUCGCCCUGGGGACGACGAACUCCAGCAACGACACCACGGUGGUGAUUCAGAACGCCAGCGCCUCCGCCGAUCCCGAGACGAUCUGCAUGAGCCUCCCAGGAUUCGUCGGUGGCUUGGUGAUGCUUCUCCUGGUGGUGGUCGUCGCCUCGCUGGUCGCGGCGUUCCUCUUCGUCAGGGUGCGCGCCGUGGACCGGAAGAACGUCGGUAUGGCGGGCACCAGCUUCGUGCAUCCGGCGUACGCAACGGAGAACUGCAGCGUGCCCAAUCCAGAGUUCGUGAAGGUGGCCAACUGAGAC